Molecule: messenger RNA, 570 nt
Organism: Sphenostylis stenocarpa
Lineage: Eukaryota; Viridiplantae; Streptophyta; Magnoliopsida; Fabales; Fabaceae
Source: the annotation of a GenBank genome assembly
AUGACUGAAAUUGAAUGCCAUGCAAAAUCAACCACAAGCACCCCACCCCUAAAGCUCUUUGGCAUCAACAUUAACAAGUCCCCCGAAGAACAAACUGAUCACGAAGCAAGUUCCAAUUCUGAGCUUUUCAAUCCAAGAAAAUACGAGUGUCAGUACUGCUUCAGAGAAUUCGCAAACUCACAGGCACUAGGAGGGCACCAAAACGCGCACAAGAAAGAGAGACAGCUCUUGAAACGUGCUCAAAUGCAAGCUGCUCGCGGCUUUGUCGCUUCACACAUUCACAACACAAUCAUAUCCACCUUCACACCACAAUCUCAGCCACAUUUUUCGUGGCUAUGCACGCCACAAGCAUGGUCAAGUGGUGGUGCAUAUGACUCAGGAGUCGCUUUUGUGACUCCUGGAAGACGAGUUUAUGCUACAUCUGGUGCCUCCAUUACUGAUGGCCGUGGCCACCGCAGUCCUCCGCCGGAGUUCGGUGGCUCUAAAAGCGGUAGUUUCAAUGACAGAGGGAACGGUGGUGGUCAUGGUCAUGAACGAGGAUUCGGUUUGGAUUUACAUCUUAGCUUAUGA